CGUUGGCUUUACCUGAGACCAGCCACUGGCCUCCAUUGUUGGAGAAUUCAAUGGCAUUGACACAGCCGAAGUGGCCCAGGAGGUCCUUCUUGUAGAGGUUCCUGCAGCCCCGCAGGCGUCUUCGCUGGAAGUCUUGGGCCAUGGUGAAAUCCUACAAUGCCGUUUCGUGUGGGUGAAGUGAAGGGAUAGAAAAGGAAAUUAAAAAAAAUGCCCAAGCAAACAGCAGUGACAAUAACUUUGGCGACCCUGCUGGGUGUUGCAGUGGGAGGCCUGGUUUUGUGGAAAGCAACCCAACGUCGGAAAGGAAAAGCAUGCCAUAGUAGUCAUCAAGAAGAAGCAGCUAUAAAGUCGGGAGAUGAGAAACUCAUUAAGACAGAGGAUAAGGAGGUGCUUUCCUUCUUCAGAUCUCCCACCUUUUCCUGGGUAGAGAGGACCCUUGGUGCAGACAUAGUGAUAGUUUCAGAGCAGGAGGAGUGGAAUCGUGUUGAACCAUUGCUGAAGAAGGAGCUGGAGAAGUGGCCGGUGCUUGGAAUUGAUUGUGAGUGGGUAUCUGUGGAGGGAAGAGCAAAUCCUGUAUCCCUGCUACAGAUGGCUUCUUCCAGUGGCCUCUGCAUUCUUGUUCGGUUGCCCAGGCUUGUUGCCAGUGGACAGACUCUCCCAAAGACCCUGUUGGACAUCAUGGCAGAUAGUACUGUGUUGAAAGUUGGGGUUGGAUGCUGGGAAGAUGCUUGCAAGCUGCUUCAUGAUUAUGGCCUUCCAGUCAAAGGGAGUGUGGAUCUGCGGUAUUUAGCCAUGAGACAGCGGAAGGAUCUACUUCACAACUGCCUUAGCCUUAAGUCUUUAGCUGAAAAAGUCCUGAACUGCCCACUUGACAAAUCUCCUCAUGUGCGUUGCAGCAACUGGGAGGCAGAAGAACUGGCACAAGAUCAGAUUCUCUAUGCUGCUAGGGAUGCCCAGGUCUCAGUGGCUCUGUUCCUCCAUUUGCUGGGAUUUGCUGGCCUCCCUGCUACAUCUGAAGGUGAAAACUCUGUCGCUGCUUGGGAAAAAGCAUUGGGUAAAUGCCGGGGCUUGGUGGAUAUCCCAUUUAGAGGAAGAAAGAGUGGCAGCACAGGAGAGGAGAAGAGUGGAGAUGGACACUCCCCUCAGAAAACAAAGAAUCGGAAAUCUUGGGUGAAUGGCCAGCCCUCUGGCAAUCAUCAAGUGAGAGAUCCACGGAGGCAGAAGCGAAAGCCUCUGGGCGUGGGAUAUUCUGCACGAAAAUCUCCACUGUAUGACAACUGCUUCCUGCAUGCACCAGAUGGACAACCCCUGUGCACUUGUGAUCGCAAGAAGGCUCAGUGGUAUCUGGACAAGGGGAUUGGAGAACUAGUUAGCACAGACCCCUUUGUUGUGAAGCUGCGGUUUGAGCCUUCCGGACGUCCUGAGUCUCAAGUUGAUUAUUAUCUGACAGUCAAAGAAAACCUGUGUGUUGUAUGUGGCAAGCGAGAAUCCUAUAUCCGGAAGAAUGUUGUUCCUCACGAAUACCGAAGACACUUCCCCAUCCAGAUGAAGGACCACAACUCCCAUGAUGUGCUCCUACUCUGCACAUCCUGCCAUGCCAUUUCCAAUUACUAUGACAACCAUCUCAAGCAGCAGCUGGCUGAGGAGUUCGGUGCCCCCAUCGGCUCCGAGGAAGGUGUGCGUCUGCUGGAGGACCCUCUGCGCAGGCAAGUGCGCUCGGGAGCGCGAGCCCUGCUGAAUGCGGACAGCCUGCCUGACCCCCGAAGGGCAGAGCUUCUGCAAAGCAUCAAGGACUUCUUUAACACAGAGGCAGUCACACCAGAGAUGCUCCAGGAAGCAGCUGGUCUGGAAACCAGGGUCUGCAAUGAGAGCUACAUGCCACAUGGACUGAAGGUGGUGCAGUGUUUUGCUAAAGGAGGCCUGCGCUCCCUUAUGCAGUUGGAAAGACGCUGGCGGCAGCACUUUUUGGACAGUAUGCAGCCCAAGCACCUCCCAGAGCAAUGGUCAGUGGAUCAUAACCACAUGAAGCUAAUCCGAAAGUAUGGGGAGGAUCUUCAGAUUGAGCUGUCAUGAAACUAACUCCCUGAACUCCGGAUAGUGUCUAAUGAACAUAUGUAACUGAAGAUGAAAGGACUAUUUUUAUCUCCAUGCCUUCACUAACACCUGGGUCUGGGUUUGCAAACACGUAGCAGUAGAUCUGCCAGAUUUGACAUUUUUAUAGAGUUAAAUUUGACAGUUAGAUCCAUUGACUUGAACUUUCAGAUGGUUUGGAAUUUUUAAUCCUAGUCUGUCAUUCACUAGUUCAGUGCAAGAGUGAUAUACUAAGGGAACUUGUCUUCUCAAAGUGACUAUGGAGAAUUAUUUUCCUCAAGCCUCCGGGAUACUUGAUGCCUGCAGACCAUCUCUCAAUACAGAGCACAAUAUAUGAACUUUUCCACACUUUCUGACAUAAAUUUGUGCCCUUGGCUUCACCUUUAGAGUCUCUUGAUAAAAAUCUUUCUUGGUUUUCAGUGCAGUUGUACUCAUAUGAGUUCUUCUUAGAGAAGACCCCCCUGCCAGAGAGAGAUUUCUUGUUUGGAACUGGCAAAGAAAGCUUACUUUUUUGCAGAUUCUGAGGUGUAUCAGCAUUGCAGAUAGGCCUGAGCAAGUUUCCUGGUGGCAGGUGCCUGAUGAGAAGUAGCACUCUGACUCUGGCAGUAUGGAAGUACCUAUGCCAAGUCUUUUGUUAAACAGCUUCCAGCAACACACAGUUUAUAAAAAUGUUCUUUCCUAA
This is a messenger RNA of Pipra filicauda (Wire-tailed manakin), 2773 nucleotides long. It is a transcript of the gene EXD2, whose product is annotated as exonuclease 3'-5' domain containing 2. The record is from RefSeq and is a predicted model, not a curated record. Gene Ontology annotation, cellular component: nucleus; cytoplasm. NCBI's taxonomy places the organism in Eukaryota, Metazoa, Chordata, Aves, Passeriformes, Pipridae. Bases 208 to 2073 code for a protein of 621 amino acids. Gene Ontology annotation, molecular function: 3'-5' exonuclease activity; nucleic acid binding. The transcript has 9 exons. Gene Ontology annotation, biological process: nucleobase-containing compound metabolic process.